This is a messenger RNA of Symbiodinium sp. CCMP2456, 3009 nucleotides long. NCBI's taxonomy places the organism in Eukaryota, Dinophyceae, Suessiales, Symbiodiniaceae. The record is from the annotation of a GenBank genome assembly.
AUGCCGGGCGCUCCUGCCGGGCCGAUAACAACAACGGCUCAGUCGCCCGUCGAAGAGCAGCUCACCAUCACGCCGAGCCGCGUCCUCGCGCCUGUCGGCAGUGAAGUGAUCCUGAAGGCGGGCGUUUGUUAUAAGGACGGCUACCUCCGCACCAACCGCCGCAUCGAAUGGAUGCUUGGCCAGGAGGGCGCCGGGCAAUUCGUCACCGUCGGCGAACGGGGCGAAAUGGACUUUAUGCGGCUCCCGUGGGAGCGGCCCAACAAGGUCGAUAACUCCUACGUCGUCGGCUACACGACGCCGUUCAACGUCUGCCUACGUCGCGGCACCGACGACACGACGGACGACGUGCAGGUCCGCACCGGCGAGGCGUGGGUCACCGUCUCGAGCGCGAGCGAGGGCGUCAGCUACGUCACCGCCACGGCGCUGGAGACCGGCAACUGGGAGGCCCGCCGCAACACUGCCGCGAUCUACUGGGUCGACGCCCAGUGGCAGCUGCCGCCGCCAACGGUGCUACAGCCCGGCCAGGUCGGCACGCUCACGACGACCGUCACCCGCAAGACCGACGGCGCGCCGCUCGAGGGCUGGGUCGUUCGGUACGAAGUCACCCGAGGCGACACGGCGCGGCUUGGCUACGAGUCGGGCCAGCUCUCGGAGGUAACGACCGACAGCAACGGCCGCGCCCAAGUGCAAAUCUCGCCGACCGACGAUCAACCCGGCACGGCGCAGGUGAAGGUCACCGUGGUCCGCCCCGCGAAGAAUGCGCCGAUGGCCGCGCCGCGGUUGGAGCUUGGCGGCGGCGAGACGGUGGUCAGCUGGACGCCCACGGCCGUCCAGCCGAUCGGCCCGCCGGUCAGCGGCGGCGUCACUUCGCCCCCAAUCACGGGAGGCGGAUCGCCCAACCCGCCGGCGCCGUUCGAGCCGCCACCGACAGGCGGCGGCGACACGCUCGGCGAGACGACGCCACAGAUCGGCCCGCGGGUCGAGCUGGUGUUGCGCCGGGCUUCGACCGGCGCCGUACGAGUCGGCGACCCGAUCCCGGUGACAAUCGAGCUGCUCAAUACGGGCGACGCGCCAACGCAGAACCUGCGCCUCGCCGUCGAGUACGACCGCGGCCUGUCGAAUACGAACGACACUGAAGGGAAGUACCGCCUCGAGUACCCGUCGAGCCGCCUUCCUAGCUUGGGGCCCGGCGACUCGAGCACGAUCGAUCUCGACUUCUCCGCCGUCGAGGUCGGUGAGCAGUGCUACCGUGUCCAAGUGACGGCCGACGGCAUGGCUUCGGCCGCCGACCGGCAGUGCGUUACCGUCGAGAGCGAGGCGCCGGCCGCUCGGCCUCAGGUCCGCAUUCAGAGCGCUCUCGAUGCGGUGGGCGAGGUGGGGCAGCAACUCAGCUACCUCGUGACGGUCUACAACGACGGCUCCGCGCCGGUGGAGGACCUGACAAUCGAAGUCGUUGCCGACCGACAGCUUGACGCCGUUCAAGCAACCAGCGGCUCCUCCCCAGCGCCUGGCGGCGUGCGCUGGGAGGGAGAGACGAUCCCCGCGGGAGGCAGCAUGCAAUUCGAGGUUCAAUUCGAUUGCGAAUCGGCGACCGAGUUGGCGAAGGUCACCACCUGGGUUUCGCAGGCGGGCGUCGACCUUGGGCAGAAAACCGACGGCAUCGAAAUCCGCCCAGCCCGUCCCGCGACGACGCCCGAGACGACCCCCGAGCCGGCGGCGCCGCGUGGCGACCUGGAAGGCGUCCUCAGCUCGACGGCGAACCCCGCCAAGGUCGGCCAGCCGGCGACGCUCAACUUGACGAUCACCAACCGCUCCCGCGCCGACCUCGGCAACGUGCAGUACCGGCUGGUGUUCGAAACCAACCGGAUCCAGCCCACCGUCCCCGCCGGCGCCCAACAGAACCAGAACACCAUCGAGUUCCCCGCCGUUGGCUCGCUCGCGGCCGGCGAGACCUUCCGCAUCGCCGUCCCCUACACGCCCGUGCAGCAGGGCCUCACAACGGUGUGGCUAGAAAUGCGCAGCGGCGCCGACGGCGCCACGGCGACGGCGACCGAGUCCAUCUCGAUCAGUUCACGAAAAGGCGCGGAGGCGCUAAGGAUGGAUGGUUCGAUGGCGCCGGCGACGCUCCGCUGGGUCUUGUUGCGGCACGAGUGCCCUCCGGGUUAUCGCGGUGGGUCGCAUUGGGACUUGAUGCUCGAGCGCGCGGCGGUUGCGGACGAGCGGCGGUUGGCGACGUGGUCGCUGAGCGAGUUGCCAGCUGGUUGGCCGGGCGCGGCGGAUGGGGCGUCCCCGGAAGUUGUGGCGAGUGCCCUUGAUGAUCAUCGCGCGGCUUACCUGGAGUACGAGGGCCCGCUCAGCGGCGCCCGGGGGAGCGUGACGCGCGUCACGGGCGGGGUAGUGGUCUGGCGUGAAGCGACCAGACGGCGGGUCGCUGUUGAGCUGCGUGGCGGCCUCUGUGGGGCCAUCUUGCUCGAGGGGGACCAAGUGGUGGGGUGGCGGUUGAUGUGGCUUCCGAUUGUCCCGGCCGUGCUAACUGGCGAAGCGAUCCGUGCGCUCGACGAACGCUACCGACUGACGCUGCCGGCAGAGCUGGCGGAGGCGGUUGGUGGCGGCCCCGUUGCUGGUCAGGGGGCAGAGUGCCUGAUUGCUAAAGAACGCCCGGGCUGCCUCAGCCUGUGGCGACGCGACGCUUGGGAAGAGAAGCAGCGGCAGGCUGAGUCGAUCGUUAGCUCGAAGCUCGCCACGGGCCGGCUCGACGGCCGCCUCGGCGACGUGCAGCGGCUCGGCAGGUUGCUCUCCACCCGACAACGAACCAUCCCCAUCGCCGGCCGCGGCCGGAUCGUCAUCCCAGAAGGAUUCCGCGAACUGUUGGGCGUCGAACCCGGAGGUAACGUCUCGGUCGUCGGCGCCGCGGUGUGCGUCGAGCUGUGGCGUCCCGAAGCGUGGGCCGAAUGGAUCGGCCGCGAGAUGCCCGGCUUCCGAGAGUUGUUUGAAGAACUCGCCCGCUAA